CAGUCUGCGCCCUUGGGAUACACUCUUACUGGGGAAUGUGCUCUGUGCUUACGGGAAUGACUGGUGAUGUUAAACAAAAAAAAACACACCUUUAGUAAUAACUAUUAUCAAGACUGAAUUCCAGUCAUCAACACACGUUUUUUUUCCCACAAUACAGCAUUUAAUAUCCUGUUAAACACCGAAUAUGGAUUCCGGCUCCAAAAUCUCUCUCCUACGGAACUUCAUUGAAAGUGCAUUCCACUUUCCUCUCGCCGUGCGAAGUAACUAGAGUGGCGACAACACGCCGGCUCCCAAUGGGACCUUUCCACUUUAAUUACAUUCCUUCAGACUGCAGCCUGGAGCUGCUUAGCUUUAUCGUAUCUACCCAAAAGUUUCGCAUCGUUGACUCUGCCUUUACUGUUCAGUGGGAAGCCCUCCCGCCCCGGCGACGGCUCAGUCCACUGCCGCUCGCCCGAGAUCACCCGCUCGUCGGCAAAUCGAUUCACAGAAAUUUAUAUGGCGGUAUUAUGGCCCCCAUGUGUGUGCCCGAAGGAAUGGUCAGUCUCUGCAAUGUAAUGCUGGGUCAUUCUGGAGAAAAGGUUUCUUUCAAUUGUUUGUUCCAGUUUGAAGAUGCCACAAUCUUGAUACAAGAAAUCAUGUGAACAACCUUCAUUUGACCAAGACAUAAGGUUUUGACUGAAAACUGUCUGCCAGAAACCAUUUUCACACGAAGUACUGAUAAUCAUUUCAAGAACUCUCACGAUGUUUGUCACUAGUUUCCAGUUCCCUAGCUCAAUUUGCCCAAGCAACACUAACGAAGAGGAAAGAAGCAGAACCAGGCAGUCGUCGGUCUACGGGCCAUCCAGAAUUGAGAAAGUGCAGCGGAGGGCACAGAGAAGGAAAAACAUAUCAGCCGAGGAUCUCAAACGUGAAGAAAUUGCUGACCGGCUGAAGUGCCCUCUAAUCUUCAUGGCUCCUGUGAUGCUGAUACUUCUGUUGCUUUUCGUUUUAUUUGGAAUUUAUAUAUUAAAGCCCUUUUAUAAAGUUUUAAAUUUCACUGCUGGAAAUUGUACUGUGCUUGAAAUCGGGAUGAAGCCCCAAGGCAGCUGCAGCUCUGACGGGGACAGAUUUUCUCCUUGUGUCCAGAUCAAGGUUACCAUUCAGCUGUCUGAUGGUUCAAGGGGAAGUGCUGUGAUAAUGGAGAAUGAACAAGCUUUGGUGAAUUGUCAGCAGUGCUCUUUUACUUUUGGUCGUCAUGGUGUUUUUGCUGAUCGAUUACUGGACUGUCAGGGCUGGCGAGAAGACUACGAUAGGCUUGCUUGUGUAACAAAUUAUCGUCACCAAUUUGGCCAGAUAAACACCUCCUUUCCAUGCUUCUACAAUCCCGCAAAGCCACACGAAGUGAUCAGGAAAAAGCAGCUGACAUGGGGCAUAGCGAUGAACUCCAUAUUGUGGCCUUUUCUGUGCUUAUUGGGAUAUGGAGCUGCAGGUGGAUUUGUUCUCUUUGACUGCAACGAAAGAAGAAAGUUGAAUGCUCUCUUGGAGGAACAGAAUGCCAAAUCGGAAAGGGAAAAGACGCCAAUAGAAAUACGUAGGAGAAGAAGCAAAAUAGCAUGUCGCCAUGGCAACCAGCAUAUUUCUCAUUUUUCUAAUUAUCCAACAAUGAUCAAUGGCUCCCUUAGUUGUACCUGUUUGGAUCAUGUUUUGGAAGAUCAAACUACUUCAACACCGAGAGCUGAAGCAUCUCAGAGCCACCCAUCAACAGUUUUCUGGACAGAACAGGACCUUUUGAACCUUGAACACAUGGAUUUAGCUGUAACUGAAUAUACUCAGCGAAGGCCCCCAUCCACCUACUCCAAUGUUUUUGUGCCACAGGAAGGAGAAGAGGUUGUUGACAGUGAAACAGAAUGGAACGCACUUUGUGAGAAUAUGGAUUUUGGAAUAUCUGAACAAGAAAUAGAGCAUUAUUUUAACAGUAUUUCGAGAAGACAUCACUUUCGUCAGAACAUUCUACCAUUUCGUCCAUUUACAGUCAUGAAUGAAACCAGGGUGUAAAUUAAAACUGAAACAUUGAAUUUGAAGAGUUAAAAUAUUUGGAUUAUAUUUUUCCAUUGGAUAUCAUAUGAUAUAUAUUCCAUUAGAAAUGAACACUAAGAUCUGGUAAUUAUCAAAAUUGAAUACCAAAGUCUUACAUUUAAUAUAAAUCUAUUAGCCUUUGUUACAUAUGCAAACAAUCUUAAAGACAAAAUCCAUUGAUGGCUCAUCACAUACCAGAUCACUGUAGAAAUUCCCUUGCAAUUAUAAUUACCAGAGUUGGCACAAAUAGUACUUGUGUGAGUCUACUUAGCAGUUAAAUGUUUCAACUGCAUUUCACUCUCACACUUCCUUAGCUACUUUAAUAGAACAGAUAUCAAACUGAUUGUGAACUGUUUUAGUAGUUUUCCUCCCUCUCACUUUCGGCAGAACAAAAGACAAUGCCUCAACUUCCCAUGAAGUGGGAAGGUAUUGAUAAAAUGUAAAAUGUUUAAACACAGAACAUUAUUUGUUAAUUUAAUGUCUCAAGUUAAAUUGUAAAACUGUUUUGAUGUAGAUAGUGACAAUUGAUUGAAACAUUCAAUUUCUUAAAUGCAAAUACUUCAUUCCUAUCAAUGUCAACCUCAGAUUAUCAGUUUCCAAUGCCAUUUCAGUACUCCAUUCAAUGAUUUAAAAGUUUGGGCAUCCCGGUCGAAAUUUCUGUUACCGUGAAUAGUUAAGUGAGUAGAAGAUGAUUUCCAAAAGUCAUAAAGUUAAAUAUGAAACAUUCUUUUCAACAUUUUAAGCAAGAUUAGUGUAUUAUUUUUGUUUUGUACAAUUUUAGAGUGAAAAAAAGGAAAGGAGCACCAUGCAAAAGUUUGGGCACCCCAAGAGAUUUGAGCUCUCAUAGCUUUUACCAAGGCCUCAAACCUUAACUUAGCUUGUUAGGGCUAUGGCUUGUUCACAAUCAUCGUUAGGAAAGGCCAGGUGAUGUAAAUUUCAAAGCUUUAUAAAUACCCUGACUCCUCAAACCUCGUCCCAACAAUUAGCAGUCAUGGGUUCCUCUAAGCAGCUGCCUAGCACUCUGAAAAUUAAAUUUUGCCCUCAAAACAAGAGAAGGUUAUAAGAAGAUGGCAAAGCAUUUUCAGGUAGCCGUUUCCUCAGUUCAGUUCAUAAUGUGAUUCAGAAAUGGCAGUUAACAGGAAUGGUGGAGGUCAAAUUGAGGUCUGGAAGACCAAGAAAACUUUCCGAAAGAACUGCUCGUAGGAUUGCUGGAAAGGAAAAUCAAAACCCUAUUUGACUGCAAAAGACCUUCAGUAAGAUUUAGCAGACUGAAGUGGUGGUGCACUGUUCUACUGUGCAGCAACACCUGCACAAAUAUGACCUCCAUGGAAGAGUCACCAAAAGAAAACCUUUCCUGUGUCCUCACCACAAAAUUCAGUGUCGGAAGUUUGCAAAGGAACAUCUGAACAAGCCUGAUGCAGUUUGGAAACAAGUCCUGUGGACUGAUGAAGUUGAAAUAGAACUUUUUGGCCGCAAUGAACAAAGGUAUGUUUGGAGAAAAAGGGUGCAGAAUUUCAUGAAAAGAACACCUCUCCAACUGUUAAGCACGGGGGUGGAUCGAUCAUGCUUUGGGCUUUAAUUCAAUUGCUUCCAGCAAAUUUUGGAAGCAAACAUCACACAGUCUGUGUAAAAAAAAAAGUUGAAGAUGAAAAGAGGAUGCCUUCUACAACAGGAUAAUGAUCCUAAACACAUCUCAAAAUCCACAAUGGACUAUCUCAAGAUGCACAAGCUGAAGGUUUUGCCCUGGUCCUCGUAGUUCCCCGACCUAAAACAUCAUCAAAAAUCUGUGGAUAGACCUCAAAAGAGCAGUGCAUGCAAGAGGGCCCAAGAAUCUCACAGAAAAAGAAGCCUUUUGCAAGGAAUAAUGGGUGAAAAUCCCCCAAACAAGCAUUGAAAGACUCCUAGCUGGCUACAGAGAGCGUUUACAAGCUGUGAUACUUGCCAAAGGGGGUGUUACUGUGCCCAAACUUUUGUUUUGGGCCCUUUUCCUUUUUUGUUAUUUUGAAACUGUAAAAGAUAGAAAUAAAAAAAGUAACCAUGCUUAAAAUAUUAAAAGAAAUGUGUCAUUUUUAACUUCAUGCCUUUUGGAAAUCAAGUAAUCUUUUACUUGCUCAGCUAUUCACAGUAACAGAAAUUUUGACUAAUGGUGCCCAAACUUUAGCAUGCCACUGUUAGUCUGUACUGUUUUGAGUGCCUACCUAUUCCUAAAUAAAUAGAUCCUCCCUUCUCAGUAAUAUAGCUUUUAUCCAUCUCUUCAAAUAAUGAUAGUCAAUUCUAUGGGCAAGUAUAAUCUUUUGAUUAAUGUUUUUUUAAAGCAGUACAAAAGAUGAAAUAUAAAUUUUACUUGUAUAUAGUUUGAGUUCUAAAUAGGUUCUCUCUUUUGAGCUGGUUUGGUAGAUUUUGAGCCAACACAACACCCAGAAAUUCUUUCCCAUGAUAUUGUAUAAUUUCCUUUUCCUUGCUCUCCUCCAUGAUCUAACAGUCAUAGACAGCAUGAAGAUGGAAGGUUGCAAUUGUUAUUGAUUCCAGGUCCAAUACAUGGUUGUAUGAGUUCCUUAUGAAGGAAUCCUAAAUCUAAUUGUUGUAUAUUGAAUCAAAAGCAAAAAAUAUUAGGGAGGAUAGAAAUCUGAAACAAAAACAGAAAAUGCUGGAAAUAUUUAGAAGGUUUGCAGCAUAUGUGAAAAGAGAAGAGUCAAAUGUUUCUGGUCAAUGCUGAACAUUUCCACAAAAUUCUAUUUUUGUUGUUGGAUCGAUCCACUGAUCAUCUUCCAUAUACUAUAAGAUCAGAAGGUGGAUGAUGCUUGCAUAGUGCUCAGCCAUCCACGUCCUCAUGCAAGAAGACCUACAUAACAUUUAACCAUGGACAGAUACGCAACAUUUGAAACACACAAUUGCAAGCCAGUGACUAUCUUUAGGACAUCCUACUGAUGUUCAAUAAGAUUAUCAUUAUCAAAAUCCCCACAAUUAUCAUUCUGGAUCAUCACUAAUAAAGGGGCAUACCUGGAUCUGAUAAACAGAUGGGUAUGAUGAAGCAAAAGACUCAGCACCUUUUUGUUUCCAAAACCUCCCAAAAUCAGAAGUCAGAAUUAUAAUACUCCCUUUUUAUUUGGUUGAAUGAGUCUAGAUAAAUCAACUUUAAAGAAAUAUGGUACACUCAGGAAAAAGCAGCCUUCUUGACUGGCAGCAACUCGUGGAAUAGGCCCUUAGUGUACCAGCUGCGCAACUUACCAAGGCUUCUUUGAAUUGUACCUUCUGUUUCUACAACCUCUACCACUUAUAAAAUCAAGCGCAGAGGAAAAAUUACUGUUGCAUUUCUCCCCCAAGUCACACAUCAUCCUGGCUUGAAAAUAAAUCUUCAGUAUUUCACCAACACUGGGUCAAACACAUGGAACUCAACUUUACUAGAAGGAAUUCAGCAUCUAUUUCUGAAGGAGAGUUAGGGUUAGGCAUUAAGUGCUGUACUUUAUAAUAACACUCACAUUCUAUGCAAGAAUACAAGGUAGGCCAUUGCAUACUGAAAGACAUUUUUAACAGCUCUAUAAAAAUGUACUGUAUCUUCACUUAACAAUAAAUUCAAAUGCACAAAGGAGAGCAAACUUUAUUUUAUUAAAUCAUGCACAUCACAUAUGUUAGUGCAAAUACUUUAAUUUGUACUCCAGAAAUUCUACUUUACUUUUCAACCUUUUUUACAAAAUAGAUUUAAAACAAUUAUUUAACUUUAAAAAAUUCAUUUCUGCAAUUCAGCAUAUCAGAACAAUAUUUGCAAACAACCUAUGUACAGGAGGUACCAAGAACCACUGGCAUGAGUGUGUGUGUGUACAUGUAUGUGCAGUUGAGGUGGAAUACCAUAACUUAAUAGUAAUUUAAACAUUUGCUCAGACCAACAACUUUAGAGCAAAUUUGCUUGUUUCCACACAGACAAGUGUUUCUUUGCCCCACAACCAUUUAAACAGAAGAAAUUUCCCAAGAUGAAAGGGACAGCUAAUAAUCCCUACACUCACCCUCAACGUGCUUAAGAUAAACUAUAUAGCAGAUUUGUCAACGUUCUUUAAGAUCUAUUUUUAUUGUCAAGAGUAUUUUAAACAAGCUGUAUUUUAAAGUGUUCUUUUUCAUUUGACUUACUACUGAGUCUUGUACCAAUAUUUGUAGUUACAUUGUACAACUGCAGACUUUCUGUGGUUGAAUUAGUUUUAAAAUAAGGCAAUAUCCAACUGGCUAAGUUUCAUGAAAAAAUUAAGAUGAUAAUCCAUUUUUCUCCUGUGACUCGCUUCAAAACAAAGUGCUUGCUGGUGUGACUCCUAUAAUGAACAUAUCAGCUGUCAGAAAGACAGCUGAAGGUUCGUCCUGGGAAUGUAGUGAUUAAGGCAGUAGCAUUACACUGCUUUAUGAUUGCAGAUUUGAGUCCCAGUCAUGGCUAACAUUUGAAGCAUAAACCUCACUCCUGUGCAUCAGAAAUAUUUCAUUCAACUCUAAUACAGAUAUCCCCAUUCCUAGGGAGGACAAAUAAACAUUUAUUCUUUUUUUUAAAACUCAGUGAUACACAGCUUCCCACCAACUGAUGCACAAAGGAGCAUGGAUGGUGCUGUAGAAGGGUCUGUGGUCCACUUACCUUCACCAGGUUAAACAUCAAUUAUGAUAGUAAUCGAUAAUUGAAUGCAAGUUACUACUGUUUCUUCACACUUUUUAGUGAACAGGAGGUUUAGGAAAUGUUGGGAUACAUCGAAAUUCCAUGAAAAGCACGUCUUCCAGGCAUUACAUUUAAUUUUUGAAACUCAACAGGAGUUUAAAUAGCAUCGUUGAUGAUUCAAACUUCUCCACCACAUAGUAAUUUCUCUUUGGGCCUAUGUGCAUCAGCAGGUGGAAUUGUACCACAAUGGCUAAAGGAAACAGUAGAA
This is a messenger RNA of Hypanus sabinus (Atlantic stingray), 6950 nucleotides long. RefSeq lists its product as uncharacterized. Gene Ontology annotation, molecular function: potassium channel regulator activity; calcium-activated potassium channel activity. Gene Ontology annotation, cellular component: membrane; voltage-gated potassium channel complex. Gene Ontology annotation, biological process: potassium ion transport; detection of calcium ion. Bases 742 to 2034 code for a protein of 430 amino acids. NCBI's taxonomy places the organism in Eukaryota, Metazoa, Chordata, Chondrichthyes, Myliobatiformes, Dasyatidae. The record is from RefSeq and is a predicted model, not a curated record. The transcript has 10 exons.